UACUCAUUUUGACGCUCCCAAACACGGCUCUUUCUCUUCGCUGUUAUUGAUUCUUUUUCCCUUCAAUUUUCAGUCAAAAGCAAAUAAUCAGUACAGAUUUUAUGAUUCCGAUGGGCAUACAUAAACUCAGAAAGGACGCCCGAGCUGAGCUGAAAAUGGCUAUUGAGUUCCUCUGACCCGUUGAUAUAAAAUCGAAAUUUCUAAAACCCUAAGUACAAUUCACUGGGGAAAUACGUUUUAUGUACGAUCCGUAUACGUACGUAUAUUAUUUUUACUCAGAAUUUGGAGCUUCGAUUUUCGAGCUUUUGUAGUUCAGGUGUAUGCUCAGCUAUGGAAGUGGAAUUGGUAACAGAUGGAAUGCCGGAAGAUGAAAAAUAUGGCAUUGAUGAAAACUUUGAAGAUCUUUCAACUUUUGAGAGUGAAAGAUGUGGUAUAUGUAUGGAUAUCGUCAUUGACCGAGGAGUUCUUGAUUGUUGCCAACAUUGGUUCUGUUUUACAUGCAUUGAUAAUUGGGCCACCAUCACAAACUUAUGCCCACUCUGCCAGAUUGAAUUUCAAUUGAUCACUUGUGUGCCGGUAUUUGAUACUAUUGGAGGGAACAAAAGUGAUGAUGAUUCAUUCAGGGAUGAUGACUGGUCCAUUGAAGGAAAGAACAAUACUCUCUCAUUUCCAUCAUACUAUAUUGAUGAGAAUGCAGUUGUCUGCUUAGAUGGAGAUGGCUGUAAAAUUCGGACUGAAUCAGCAGGAAUUGAGGCUGAUUCAAAUCUUGAUACAUCAAUUGCUUGUGACUCAUGUGACACAUGGUACCAUGCUUUUUGUGUUGGAUUUGACCCUGAAGGCACUUGUGAGAACUCAUGGCUAUGCCCAAGAUGUAUUGCUGACAAUGUCCCUGGCAAAUUGGAUGUGCUUCCAGUAUCUAAGUCCAGCAACCAAUGUGAUCCAGAAAAUGCAAGUAACAACUCCUCGAUUGAGCCUGAUUUCUCUGGAAAAGUGUGUGUUGCUGUUGCUGAUGCUGGUGAGACUGCUGUUGUUGUCUCAAUGGUUGAGGGAUAUCAUGAGGAUGGAGCAUCAGACGGACAAAUUUCGACUUCAAAUUCUAGCAAAGACAUAAAACCUAGCACAUUAUCAUCUAAUUCUGUUGUCGAUAUUCACAAUUCAGUAUUGGAUGACAGUAAGUGUAUUCUGCCAAACCUAGAGCCGGAGGACCAAGAACUGCCCUCUUCACUCCAUAAGUCUUCUGAUUCAACUCCAUAUUCUUCUACAUUAGCUAAUGUGGAGAUAAACACUAAUGAUAAAGUAACAAGUGGGAUGACACUUCUACAAAGAUCUGUCCAGACACUUAACAACAAGGUGAUCGAACCUGGUUUAGAUCUUCAUCUCGGUUUAACAGUGGGAUCAUGUACAAAAGACUCUCGAGCAUCUUGGUUCACUUCAAUGGUUCAACAAGCUUCCUUUUUUUCCUCUCAGGCUCUCAAUAGGUUUUCAGCAGAUAACUCAGGUGACAGGCUGAUGACAGAAAAGGAGGUCCCUGUUGCUAUUGCUGGUGCUAAGAGAAAACAUAGAGAAAUCAGAGAUGCUGAAAAAAGGAGAAGUAAAGGUAAGAGUGAGAAUCCACAUCAUUUGAAGAAAGCCAAAACUGAGGGCAAUGGACAGACUGAUCCAAAGGACCAAAAGGUUACAAGUACUUCAGAUGACCAGUCCAAAUCAUGUGUAACUGUCCCUAAAGAUGGAAAGCUGAAAUGCAUAUCCAAAAAGGAAAGUGCAGACAUUGAUAUUAUGGAUAUAGUUCAGGGUACAAGUCGUAAACCUUUGAAGAAAAGUGCACGAAGCGAUCCUGAUGGCAUGUCCAGUAAGCAAAAGGAAAAUGCAGCUGGCUUGAGAGUGAAAAAAAUAAUGAGAAGAGUUGAUGGUGAAGAUUCAUCUGUGCUAGUCCAAAAAUUAAGAAAGGAUAUCAGAGAAGCUGUUCGCAGCAAAUCCACUGAGGAGCUUGAUAAAAACAUUUUUGAUCCAAAACUUCUGGCUGCUUUUAGGUCUGUUGUGGCUGGAUCAACAACUGAAACUAUGAAGUCACAUAUAGAUCUGAAGGCAAAGCAGUCACUCUUGCAGAAGGGAAAAAUUCGUGAAAACCUAACCAAAAAAAUUUAUGGGAUUGGGGGGAGGAGAAAACGAGCAUGGACUCGAGAUUGUGAAAUUGAAUUCUGGAAACAUCGCUGCUCAAAAGCAUCAAAGCCUGAAAAAAUUCAAACCUUAAAGUCGGUUCUUAACCUCUUGAGGGAUGACUCUGGGAAUGCAGAGAUAAAGCACACAAAUGCAGGAGAGGGAACGGGUUCCAUUCUAUCAAGGCUGUAUUUGGCAGAUACUUCUGUUUUCCCAAGAAAAGAUAGCAUUAAGCCUGUCUCAUCCCUUAAUACUAGUGGAAUGUCUGAGCACAUGACAGAAAAUGGCCCUCCAGCAAAUGCUUCAAAACCAUCUCUUCCAAGUCAAGCCGACACAGUUCCCCAAAAUAACGAAGCUUUGAAACAGGUCCCUAUUCCUCCUUUGACUGCCAAAGUAGCCCCUAAAAUGGUUCCUAAUAAGAAACCUGAUUCUUCUUCCCGACUACAUUCAAACAAGUGCCUAGAAGGGUCAUCUAACUCCACAUCAAGCAGCACCAUACCUUCCAAGGGGGAAUCUGUCCUUCCAUCUGAUAAUACAAAGACAGAUAAAAGGAAAUGGGCUUUAGAGCUUCUUGCUAGAAAAGCUUCAGCUGUUACUAAGAAUGCAGCAGAUGGAAAUGCAGAGGAUAAUGCUGCAUUGAAACAAACUUAUCCCUUGCUAGCUCAACUGCCAAAAGACAUGCAACCGGUUUUGGCUCCCAGUCGUCAUAAUAAGGUUCCUAUGUCAAUCAGGCAGGCUCAACUUUAUCGCCUUACUGAACAUUUCUUAAGAAAAGCAAAUCUAGCAGUUAUUCGUAGAACUGCAGAUACAGAGUUGGCCGUUGCUGAUGCCAUUAAUAUUGAAAAGGAGGUUGCUGAUAAGUCGAAUAGCAAAUUAGUAUAUGUUAAUCUCUGUUCUCAGGAGCUACGGCGUAGAUCUGAUAGUACUAGUUCUGACAAAGCUACCGGGUUGAAUCCUGGGCAAAGUACAGAGAUGCCUUCUAAUGCAUUAGAAGCGUCAAUUGAGAAUCAUUCUGCUGACUCUGCUGUAAUCAAUGAGGCACUAAUAAAUGCUGGGCUCUUGUCUGAUUCCCCACCAAGUACCCCACAGAGGCCUACAGAGGAAUUCAAAGAAGAGAAUUGCUUCUCAAAUGAAGUUGAAGAUGAUGGGCCUAAUGAUGUUUUCGAUGUUGAACCUCCUCCAGAGCUUGAUAUCUAUGGGGAUUUUGAAUACAAUUUGGAUGAUGAUUUCACAGGUGCUAGCAGUUCCAUGAUCUCUGAGCCACAGCUGGUAGAAGCCAAAAUGAAAGUUAUAUUCUCCACACAUAACCCUGAUACAUCGAAUGUCACUCUGGAACAACCAAAUGUGGAAAGACAGGAAGCUUUUGAAGGUCCCAAAGAUUCUUCUUGCCUAGUUGACAGUGAUGUUGCGAGCACUCAAGCAGGAAGCUCAUUAAUUGACACUAGUAGAGACAACAGCAUCCCUCAGAGUUCCUUUAUUGAUGGAGGUGAAGAGCUUUCUAUUGCGGAAUGUGAGGAAUUGUAUGGACCUGAUAAAGAACCACUAAUCCAAAAGUACCCUGAGAUGGCGUCAAUAAAGCCAUGUGAGCUGGCAAUCAAUAACCAAAUUUCACAAACUAAUGGGAGCUGUGAAUCUAGCCAAGCAGCCAAAUCAUCUGAGCUAGAAAGUGCGAGUGGAAUGGAUAAUGUGGAAGCUUCUGCUUCUUCCCAGUGCCCUUCUAUUACAGCAAAUUCACCAAACAACCUUGAGGGGGGUGAAAAUGUACAAAGAAGGGACAAUGCAUCUAAAUCCAAUACCAGCAAGGAAUCAGAUAGCACCAGCCCUGUGUCAAGGAAGGUUGAAGCUUAUAUCAAAGAGCAUAUCAGGCCACUAUGCAAGAGUGGUGUGAUCUCAGUUGAACAGUACAGGUGGGCUGUGAGUAAAACUACUGAGAAAGUUAUGAAAUAUCACUCCAAAGACAAAAAUGCUAAUUUUCUCAUAAAAGAAGGUGAGAAAGUGAAGAAACUUGCAGAGCAGUAUGUUGAGGCUGCACAGAAUAUGCCAAAAAAUCAAUAGGCCAACAGUAUAAUAUACAGUCAGUGUAUAGCUUUUGCUUUUGCUUUUGCUGUUUUAUUUUUGUUUUGCCCGAAAGAAUGGCUGUAAAAACAAGAAGAGAAUGGUCGGUUCAUUUCUUGAAAAAGCAUGGAUAGAAGCCAUGUAUAAAGUGAUUCUCAAAUUUGUCUGCACCUUAAAGCUUAAGACAGGCUUUUGAUAGACAUUUUAGUCUAUGUAGCACAGAAUUGAAACUGUAAAUGAGAAACAAAUGUGAAAUUUGUCACAA
Messenger RNA from Ipomoea nil (Japanese morning glory), 4477 nucleotides. RefSeq lists its product as uncharacterized. The transcript has 14 exons. NCBI's taxonomy places the organism in Eukaryota, Viridiplantae, Streptophyta, Magnoliopsida, Solanales, Convolvulaceae. Bases 331 to 4212 code for a protein of 1293 amino acids. Gene Ontology annotation, biological process: protein ubiquitination. Gene Ontology annotation, molecular function: ubiquitin protein ligase activity. The record is from RefSeq and is a predicted model, not a curated record.